UGUCCGGCCCAGGGGAGCAGAGCCUUGCAGAGGGCCUGGCGCGGCCUGCGGGCGGCCAGGGUGGCCUCGGCAGGAAGGCGGGCCUCCGGCCUCCAGCGCAGGAGCCUCUGGCUGCAGGCCAGCAGCCCGGGAUCCGAUCCUGGAGCCGCCCAGGGGAGGACGCAGAGGAGGUAACCCCCCUCCCACGCCUGCCUGCCAGGGAGCAGUAACCCCAAGCCACUGGGAAAGCAGUCUUUCCAAGAACUUUCCGCGAGGCUCUGCUGAGAUGAUUUAUACAAUGAAGAAAGAACAGAUUUUUUGGGUGUCUGCAUAUCUGCUGCUUAAUUGUGCCUCUGCCCCUCUUAAUGCCGUCCUUGAUGAAAGUGAAGAAUAUCCCGGCAUUACAGAUGAGUUGCCACCACUGAGACUUUUACAUUCGUUUUGUGCUUUGAAAGCGGAUAAUGGCCCAUGCAGAGCAAUGAUUAGGAAUUACUUUUUCAACAUUCACACUCAACAGUGCGAAGAAUUUAUAUAUGGGGGAUGUGAAGGAAAUCAAAAUCGAUUUGAAAGUCUGGAAGAGUGCGAAGAAAAAUGUGUAAGAGUUUAUCCAAAGGCUAAGACAGAGACAUUAGAAAAAGUUCCAGAAAAGCCAGAUUACUGCCAUAUGAAUGAAGACAGCGGACUCUGUCGAGGUUUUGUCACUAGGUAUUAUUAUAACAACGUGUCAAGUAAAUGCGAAGGCUUCAAGUACGGUGGGUGCCUUGGCAAUCUAAACAACUUUGAAACGCUGGAACAAUGCAAGAACACCUGCGAGGGCAGCAGUGAUUUGCAGACGGAUGAAACAGUGAAUAAUACAGGAUCGCCUGGGUCUAUGAAUAAUACAUCCCUGUUUAAUUCUGGGGAUAGCCUAUUACCAUCUGAUUCUGGGGAUAGCAUACCACCUGAUUCUGAGACUGGUGGAUUACAACACGAUUCUGAGAGUGGUGGAUUACAACACAAUUCUGGAGAUAAUGCAUCACCUCUUGUUUCUGUGAAUAAUGACUCUUUCACUCCCCGGCCUCCCACGGUUUCCAGCUUUUUAGAGUUCUAUGGUCCUUCCUGGUGUCUGACCCCAGCAGACAGAGGGCUGUGUCAUGCCAACGAGAGCCGAUUCUACUAUAAUUCAGUCAUUGGGAAAUGCCGCCCUUUUAAGUACAGUGGAUGUGGAGGGAAUGAAAAUAAUUUCACUUCUAAAAAAGCAUGCCUUACAGCUUGCAAAAAAGGUUUCAUGCAAAGAAUAUCAAAAGGAGGAUUAAUUAAGACCAAAAGAAAAAGAAAGAAGCAGACCGUGAAAAUAGUAUAUGAAAAAAUUUUUGUUAAAAAACUAUAAAUUUGUUACACUAUUACAUCAGCUCUAAAUAUUUUGGAUGAAGCUUUUCACUAUAUUUUUUUUCUUUCGUGAAAUCCUUUUACUGAAUAUUUCCAUGAGUUUUCUAUGUACAUAUUAACUGCUAUUAAUACAUUUGUAUCAGAAGUCAUUUCUUCGUCUAUUCAAAGUGCAUACUCAAGGGCUGACAACUAUGAAUUUACUUAUUCUCUCAAUCCUUUUCUAUUUCCCAUUGGCUAUAAAUUAUCAUAUUACUGGCCACAUCAGAUCAGUCCACUUUUUCCUUUGGUGACCAGCCAUUUGAAAAUAUGGUCGUGUAUAUGAUGAUCUCCUUUAUAACCUAUGCACAGAUUAAAAAAUACAGCUAUUAAAGAUCAAGCACGUUUUGGAUUUCACAUCUAAAGUGCUGCCAACCACUUUCUUCUGUAAGGAUAUCACUCUAUUAUGCAUUUAACUAGAGCUGAUACUAAUACAAUUCCAUCAUGUGCUUCCCUCCCUACACAUACUUUGUCUCCUUUGGCAUAAACCAGUACCUCAAAUCAAUCUUGAGCCAAACUACUAUCUGAACAAAGAGUCAACUUUAUUAUGUGCCUGCCUGAUUCUGAUUGAUUUAACUAUUUUUUUACUUGCUUAUGAUCCAUGAUAUUAGUAAAAAAUGGUUGAACAGUUGUGUGUUAAGUACAGAUCAUGGGGCGAAGGGAAGCUUGGUAGGAGGGGAGUUUUUAAUGGCAAUCAAAAGAAAAUUGUUCAUGUACUUCCUAAUUUUAUUGUUUAACAAAAAUCUCUCUUAUGCCAAAUAGUAAGAAUAUUUAAAUCUAAUGAAACUUACUCAUUUAUCAUUAGACUUUGCACAUAGUAGAACCCAGUAACUCAUGUGUAAGGCGGGGGAAUAAAAAGGCAUAUUAUUUCUAUAAAAUAAGAAGAUUCUACUAGAAAAUCUAUGUACUUAUUCACUCUCAGUGAAUAGCCUUCCCUUCCUGUAUUCCUUCCUUUCUCUGCUGAGCCACGUACCCUCUGGCAUUUCAACAGCCUCCUAGAAAUUUCAGUUCGAUAAUGUUCAUCUCCAACUUUGUAUUUAAAUUUGAACUUUUCAUCCAGAAACAACUACUUCAUGCACUUAGUUUAGCUGACUUCUCUCUAGCAAUAGUAUUAGAAUUCCGCUUGUUCCUUAACCUUGAAAGUUUGAACCCAAUCUUGACUUCUCAGUUUUCUUCAUACACAUAUUUGACCAGUCUCUCAACACUGCUGCUUCCUUUUUCAUAAGCUUCAGCUCCAGGCCUUUUGUCCCUAUUGCAUUCUUCACAUCAGUAUUGACUUAAUUCCUAAGAAUCAAUUCAAUAUAUUUCUCUACCUCUCAAAAUUCACCAAGGACUCACUAAUUGGUACUUACCCCUACCCCAUCCCCCACAAUUUCAUUUUGAUAUGUAUAUUUUUUGACUUAACUACUGUUUUCUUUCUUGACUAUUUCAAUUUAAUUAAAAGGGUAUAUACAUUGUUCACUGAAUACAUCUUUAAUUACUCAGCUUGUUCAUGCUGAUUUCCAACCUAAAAAUAUGAUCUCUUCCCGACUAUCUACAUGAAUUCAGGGUCCAGCUGAUGUGAACUAUAAAAAUCACUAUGUUUUGAGGCUAAAUAUGAAGUCCUAAGAUAUCAUUACAAAUCACUUCAUCCUAUGGCUUAAAAAUUAUAUCAUUAUAAAAUAGUGUCAAUUUGUUCACUUAGAAAUUUUAUAUCUUGAUUAUAUAAUACAUAUGUAUAAUACAAAUAUACACUAUAUAUAUUUGCCUUAAACUGGAUCUUUGCUAUGGAAUUUGAGACUUUUAGAUAUCAAAAUCCCUGUGACAUAUGGUUUGUUGUCAUUUAUACAUGGAUAGCAAUACGUUUAAAUAAAGGGUAACAUGUCCUUAGGUCAAGUGAUAAGUUGACACCAAUGACAUAUAAAUAACACAUUACUGAGUUGAAUGUUUUCUCCAACAACCAUUCAUGGGUUCAUUACUUAAUCAAGAAAGACUCACAUUGAGAUAGUUUGCAAUGUUUAAUGCACGAGUAUUAUUUUUACUGUGUUUUUAAAUAAGAAGCCCUCUGGUGGUAUUGUCUUGCCUUGUUUUACAUAAUCUAACAUCUAACUGUGAAUUUUAUACAGAAUUACAUUCUACAACAUUUAUAUAUAUUUACCUACUUUGUUUAUUCUAUGUUCAAAAUUAACAGACCGUGCUGAAAACUGC
Messenger RNA from Nyctereutes procyonoides (raccoon dog), 3570 nucleotides. It is a transcript of the gene TFPI, whose product is annotated as tissue factor pathway inhibitor. NCBI's taxonomy places the organism in Eukaryota, Metazoa, Chordata, Mammalia, Carnivora, Canidae. Bases 266 to 1348 code for a protein of 360 amino acids. Gene Ontology annotation, cellular component: extracellular region. Gene Ontology annotation, biological process: negative regulation of peptidase activity. The record is from RefSeq and is a predicted model, not a curated record. The transcript is spliced from 8 exons. Gene Ontology annotation, molecular function: serine-type endopeptidase inhibitor activity.